Messenger RNA from Cygnus olor (mute swan), 4143 nucleotides. It is a transcript of the gene DENND5A, whose product is annotated as DENN domain containing 5A. Gene Ontology annotation, molecular function: guanyl-nucleotide exchange factor activity; small GTPase binding. NCBI's taxonomy places the organism in Eukaryota, Metazoa, Chordata, Aves, Anseriformes, Anatidae. Bases 154 to 4125 code for a protein of 1323 amino acids. The record is from RefSeq and is a predicted model, not a curated record. The transcript is spliced from 24 exons.
CCCGGGAGCAGCCGGGGGCCGCCCCCACAAUGCCGUGCGGCGCUGCCCGCUCCGCUCCGCCAUGGAGGCGGCCGCCGCCGCUGGCGCAGCCCCGCCGCCCGCCGCCGCCCGGCCCCGCAGCCCCUGAGCCCCGCGCACCUCUCGCGCUCCAGCAUGAGCGGCGGCGGCGGCGGCGGCUCCUCGGCACCCGGCCGCUUCGCUGACUACUUCGUCAUCUGCGGGCUGGACACCGAGACCGGGCUGGAGCCGGACGAGCUCUCCGCUUUAUGCCAGUAUAUACAGGCCUCUAAAACCCGAGAUGGUGCCAGCCGUUUCAUUUCAAGUACAACAGAAGGGGAAAACUUUGAACAGACUCCGUUAAGACGCACAUUUAAGUCCAAAGUUCUUGCUCGCUAUCCUGAGAAUGUUGAAUGGAACCCUUUUGACCAGGAUGCAGUGGGAAUGCUGUGUAUGCCUAAAGGGCUUGCUUUCAAGACACAAGCAGAUUCUAGAGAACCUCAGUUCCACUCUUUUAUUAUUACUCGUGAAGAUGGCUCACGGACAUUUGGAUUUUCUCUCACAUUCUUUGAGGAAGUUACUAGCAAACAGAUCUGCAGUGCAAUGCAGACGUUGUAUCAUAUGCACAAUGCUGAAUACGACAUUCUUCAUACUCCACCCACAAAUGACAAAGAUAGCUGCAGCAGCACUGGGGACUGCAAUGGCACUUCUGUUUCAAAGCUACAGCGUUUUAACUCGUAUGACAUUAGCAGAGACACACUCUAUGUCUCAAAGUGCAUUUGUCUGAUUACUCCCAUGUCUUUCAUGAAAGCUUGCAAGAAAGUACUAGAACAACUUCACCAAGCAGUGACUUCACCUCAGCCACCACCUCUACCUUUAGAAAGCUACAUCUACAAUAUUCUCUAUGAGGUUCCUCUUCCUCCAGCAGGAAGGUCAUUAAAAUUUUCAGGUGUUUAUGGACCAAUUAUCUGCCAGAGGCCAAGCACCAAUGAACUGCCGUUAUUUGAUUUUCCAGUUAAAGAAGUUUUUGAAUUGCUUGGAGUAGAAAAUGUGGUUCAACUCUUUACCUGUGCCCUCUUGGAAUUUCAGAUACUGCUUUAUUCACAGCAUUAUCAGAGACUGAUGACUGUGGCAGAGACCAUCACAGCACUGAUGUUUCCAUUUCAGUGGCAGCAUGUGUAUGUUCCUAUCCUUCCAGCAUCCCUCCUUCAUUUUCUUGAUGCUCCCGUCCCUUACCUGAUGGGCUUGCACUCCAAUGGAUUGGAUGACAGGUCUAAGCUGGAACUCCCUCAGGAGGCUAACCUCUGCUUUGUGGAUAUAGACAACCAUUUCAUCGAGCUGCCAGAAGACUUGCCCCAGUUUCCAAACAAACUUGAGUUUGUUCAGGAAAUUUCAGAGAUACUAAUGGCAUUUGGAAUUCCACCGGAGGGAAACCUUCACUGUAGUGAAAGUGCCUCCAAGAUGAAGAGCCUCAGAGCAUGUGACCUAGUUUCUGAUAAAAGAAAUGGGAACAUAGCAGGAUCACCUUUGAAUUCCUAUGAGCUGCUAAAGGAAAAUGAGACCAUUGCAAGACUCCAAGCACUAGUUAAAAGAACAGGUGUGAGUCUAGAAAAGCUGGAGGUGCGAGAGGAGACCAGUAGCAAAAAGGAUCUUAAAAUUCAGUGUGAUGAAGAAGAAUUCAAGGUUUACCAGCUGAAUAUUCAAAUCCGUGAAAUUUUUGCCAACCGCUUUACACAAAUGUUUGCAGAUUAUGAAGUAUUUGUCAUUCAACCCAAUCAGGACAAGGAAUCUUGGUUUACAAACAGGGAACAGAUGCAAAACUUUGAUAAAGCAUCAUUCUUGUCAGACCAGCCUGAGCCUUACUUGCCUUUCCUCUCAAGAUUCCUGGAGACACAAAUGUUUGCAUCUUUUAUUGACAAUAAGAUUAUGUGCCAUGAUGAAGAUGAUAAAGACCCUGUUUUGAGAGUAUUUGAUUCUAGAGUGGACAAAAUUAGGCUGCUAAAUGUUAGAACACCAACUCUGCGCACAUCUAUGUAUCAAAAAUGCACAACCAUUGAUGAGGCUGAGAAAUCGAUUGAAUUAAGACUGGCAAAAAUAGAUCACACUGCAGUCCAUCCACACCUGCUGGACAUGAAAAUUGGACAAGGAAAGUAUGAACUUGGAUUUUUUCCCAAGCUUCAGUCUGAUGUUCUAUCUACCGGACCAGCAAGCAACAAGUGGACAAAGAGAAAUGCUCCUGCACAGUGGAGGCGGAAGGACAGACAAAAGCAACACACGGAGCACCUGCGUCUUGACAAUGAUCAGCGAGAGAAGUAUAUCCAAGAAGCCAGGAAUCUGGGCAGCACUAUUCGGCAGCCCAAGCUAUCUAACCUCUCUCCAUCAGUAAUUGCACAAACAAACUGGAAGUUUGUAGAAGGAUUGUUGAAGGAAUGCCGAAAUAAGACCAAGAGGAUGUUGGUUGAAAAAAUGGGGCGAGAAGCUGUGGAGCUGGGUCAUGGUGAAGUGAAUAUCACAGGUGUAGAAGAGAAUACCUUGAUAGCCAGUCUGUGUGACCUCUUAGAAAGGAUAUGGAGCCAUGGUCUGCAAGUCAAACAGGAUAGAAGCUGUACUGCUUUCGUCUUAGAAGACAGAGCAUCAGUAUACUCUGCUUCAACUCAGAUUUGGGCCUUUCAGACCACCAGACGGCCAACCCUACAUAAGGGAAAGUCUGCUUUGUGGUCUCAUCUGCUACAUUACCUUGAAAACAGACAGAGAAGAACUACAUCAGGCAGCUUCAGUAGCUCAGGAAUACUUCUUGAUUCAGAAAGGAGAAAGUCAGAUACCAGUCCAGCCAUGUCACCUCUUAGAAUCUCUCUCGUCCAGGAUAUGAGGCACAUCCAGAACAUCAGUGAGAUCAAAACAGAUGUUGGCAAGGCCAGAGCCUGGGUUCGUCUCUCUAUGGAAAAGAAGUUGCUGUCUAGGCAUCUAAAGCAGCUGCUUUCAGACCAUGAACUCACAAAAAAACUCUACAAGCGUUAUGCAUUCCUCCGCUGUGAUGACGAGAAAGAACAAUUCUUAUAUCAUCUCCUGUCAUUCAAUGCUGUUGAUUACUUUUGCUUUACCAAUGUUUUCACAACAAUCUUGAUACCAUACCAUAUAUUGAUUGUUCCUAGCAAGAAACUUGGUGGUUCAAUGUUUACAGCCAAUCCUUGGAUUUGUAUCUCAGGAGAACUGGGUGAAACAGGAGUCCUGCAGAUUCCCAGGAACAUACUAGAAAUGACUUUUGAGUGCCAGAACCUGGGAAAACUGACCACAGUGCAAAUAGGACAUGAUAACUCAGGGCUGUAUGCCAAAUGGCUAGUUGAAUAUGUUAUGGUCAGAAAUGAAAUAACAGGGCAUACUUACAAGUUUCCCUGUGGAAGGUGGCUUGGAAAGGGAAUGGAUGAUGGCAGUUUAGAAAGGAUCCUGGUGGGAGAGUUGCUGACUUCCAACACUGAGGUUGAUGAGCGGCAGUGUCGAACCCCUCCUUUGCAGCAGUCACCAAGCAUGAUCAGAAGAUUUGUCACUAUAUCACCAAACAAUAAGCCAAAGUUAAAUACUGGUCAGAUACAGGAAGCUAUUGGUGAAGCUGUCAAUGGUAUUGUCAAGCAUUUCCACAAGCCAGAGAAAGAGAGAGGUAGUCUGACGCUCUUGCUGUGUGGAGAAAGUGGACUUGUUUCAGCUCUUGAACAAGUGUUUCAGCAUGGAUUUAAAUCACCCAGGCUCUUCAAAAAUGUCUUUAUUUGGGACUUUUUAGAAAAAGCACAAACAUAUUAUGAGACCCUUGAGCAGAAUGAAAUGGUCCCAGAAGAGAACUGGCAGACAAGGGCCAGGAAUUUCUGUCGCUUUAUCACUGCUAUCAACAACACACCUAGAAACAUUGGAAAGGAUGGCAAGUUUCAGAUGCUGGUGUGUCUUGGAGCCAGAGACCACCUCUUGCAUCACUGGAUCGCCCUGCUUUCAGACUGCCCGAUCACAGCACAGAUGUAUGAAGACAUAGCACUAAUUAAGGAUCAUACUCUUGUGAAUUCUUUGAUUCGAGUGCUGCAGACCUUGCAGGAGUUCAACAUUACGCUGGAGGCAUCUCUUGUCAAAGGAAUUGAUAUAUGACCUCUUGUCCCACAACAA